CCUCCGCCUGCAGCGCCCGCGCCUCCUGCAGCCGCAGCCGCAGCCGCUCCCCCGGGUACUGGCCCCGGGACCCCCGCCCCUGAUCCGCGUCCGCACCCAGCCCAGAGGACCAUGGCCGGCCAGGGGGACUGCUGCGUCAAGGUGGCCGUCAGGAUCCGGCCCCAGCUGUCAAAGGAGAAGAUUGAGGGCUGUCACAUCUGUACCUCGGUCACCCCAGGGGAGCCCCAGGUCCUUCUGGGGAAGGACAAGGCCUUCACCUAUGACUUUGUCUUCGACUUGGACACCUGGCAGGAGCAGAUCUACUCGACCUGUGUGAACAAGCUCAUCGAGGGCUGCUUUGAGGGCUACAAUGCCACGGUGCUGGCCUAUGGACAGACAGGGGCCGGGAAGACAUACACCAUGGGCACUGGCUUCGACAUGGCAACAUCGGAGGAGGAGCAGGGCAUCAUUCCGAGGGCCAUCGCCCACCUCUUUGGGGGCAUUGCUGAGCGCAAGCGGCGGGCACAGGAGCAGGGCAUGGCUGGGCCUGAGUUCAAAGUCAGCGCUCAGUUCCUGGAGCUCUACAACGAGGAGAUCCUGGACCUGUUCGACAGCACCCGCGACCCUGACGCCCGCCACCGUAGGUCCAACAUCAAGAUCCACGAGGACGCCAACGGGGGCAUCUACACCACAGGUGUCACCUCCCGCCUCAUCAGCUCCCAGGAGGAGCUGAUCCAGUGCCUGAAGCAGGGGGCCCUGUCGCGCACCACGGCCAGCACCCAGAUGAACGUGCAGAGCUCCCGUUCCCACGCCAUCUUCACCAUCCACGUGUGCCAGAUGCGCCUGUGCACCCAGCCCGACCUGGUGAAUGAGGCGGUGGCCGGGAUGCCCGAGGGCACAGCUCCUACGAGUGAGUAUGAGACGCUCACUGCCAAGUUUCACUUUGUGGACCUGGCCGGCUCCGAGCGGCUGAAGCGGACAGGGGCCACCGGCGAGCGGGCCAAGGAGGGCAUCUCCAUCAACUGUGGCCUGCUGGCCUUGGGCAACGUGAUCAGCGCCUUGGGAGACCAGAGCAAGAAGGUGGUGCACGUGCCGUACAGAGACUCCAAGCUCACCCGGCUCCUCCAGGACUCGCUGGGGGGCAACAGCCAGACCAUCAUGAUCGCCUGCGUGAGCCCCUCGGACCGCGACUUCAUGGAGACGCUCAACACACUCAAAUACGCCAAUCGGGCCCGCAACAUCAAGAACAAGGUGGUGGUGAACCAGGACAAGACCAGCCAGCAGAUCAGCGCGCUGCGGGCCGAGAUCGCGCGCCUGCAGAUGGAGCUGAUGGAGUACAAGGCGGGCAAGCGGGUGAUUGGGGAGGAUGGUGCCGAGGGCUACAGUGACCUGUUCCGGGAGAACGCCAUGCUGCAGAAGGAAAACGGGGCGCUGCGUCUGCGGGUGAAGGCCAUGCAGGAGGCCAUUGACGCCAUCAAUAACCGCGUCACCCAUCUCAUGAGCCAGGAGGCCAGCCUGCUCCUGGCCAAGGCUGGUGAUGGCAAUGAGGCCAUCGGCGCUCUGAUCCAGAACUACAUCCGGGAGAUUGAGGAGCUCCGGACGAAGCUCUUGGAGAGCGAGGCCAUGAACGAGUCCCUCCGCCGCAGCCUCUCUCGGGCCUCGGCUCGGAGCCCUUACUCCCUGGGUGCGUCUCCGGCUGCUCCAGCUUUUGGGGGCAGCCCUGCCAGCUGCAUGGAGGACGCCUCCGAGGUGAUCCGCAGGGCCAAGCAGGACCUGGAGCGGCUCAAGAAGAAGGAGGUCAGGCAGCGGAGAAAGAGCCCAGAGAAAGAAGCCUUCAAAAAGAGGGCAAAACUCCAGCAGGAAAACAGUGAGGAGACCGACGAGGCCGAGGCCGAGGCCGAGGAGGAGGAAGAAGAGCGAGACGAGAGUGGCUGUGAGGAGGAGGAGGGGCGUGAGGAUGAAGAUGAGGACUCGGGCAGCGAGGAGAGCCUAGUGGACUCGGACUCAGACCCCGAGGAGAAGGAGGUGAACUACCAGGCUGACCUGGCCGACCUGACGUGCGAGAUCGAGAUCAAGCAGAAGCUGAUCGACGAGCUGGAGAACAGCCAGCGGCGGCUGCAGACCCUGAAGCACCAGUAUGAGGAGAAGCUGAUUCUGCUGCAGAACAAGAUCCGGGACACGCAGCUGGAGCGCGACCGCGUGCUGCAGAACCUCAGCACCAUGGAGUGCUACACGGAGGAGAAGGCCAACAAGAUCAGGGCGGACUACGAGAAGAGGCUGCGGGACAUGAACCGGGACCUGCAGAAGCUGCAGGCCGCGCAGAAGGAGCACGCCCGGCUGCUCAAGAACCAGUCGCGCUACGAGAGGGAGCUGAAGAAGCUGCAGGCCGAGGUGGCCGAGAUGAAGAGGGCCAAGGUGGCCCUGAUGAAGCAGAUGCGGGAGGAGCAGCAGCGACGCCGGCUGGUGGAGACCAAGAGGAACCGGGAGAUCGCCCAGCUCAGGAAGGAGCAGCGGCGGCAGGAGUUUCAGAUCCGAGCUCUGGAGUCGCAGAAGCGACAGCAGGAGAUGGUCCUGAGAAGGAAAACCCAGGAGGUUUCUGCCCUGAGGCGCCUGGCCAAGCCCAUGUCCGAGCGGGUGGCGGGGCGUGUAGGACUGAAGCCACCCAUGCUGGACUCGGGGGCUGAGGUGUCGGCCAGUACCACCUCGUCUGAGGCUGAAUCAGGGGCCCGCUCCGUCUCCAGCAUCGUGCGCCAGUGGAACCGCAAAAUCAACCACUUCUUGGGGGACCACCCCGCACCUACUGUCAGUGGCACCCGCCCGGCCAGAAAGAAGUUCCAGAAGAAGGGGGCCGGCCAGAGCUUCAGUCAGGCUGCGAGGCUCAAGUGGCAGUCCCUGGAGCGGCGGAUCGUCGACAUCGUCAUGCAGAGGAUGACCAUUGUCAACCUGGAGGCCGACAUGGAGCGGCUCAUCAAGAAAAGGGAGGAGCUGUUCCUCCUGCAGGAGGCCCUUCGGAGGAAGCGGGAGCGGCUGCAGGCCGAGAGCCCGGAGGAGGAGAAGGGGCUGCAGGAGCUGGCGGAGGAGAUGGAGGUGCUGGCGGCCAACAUCGACUACAUCAACGACAGCAUCACCGACUGCCAGGCCACCAUCGUGCAGCUGGAGGAGACCAAGGAGGAGCUGGACUCCACGGACACGUCAGUGGUCAUCAGCUCCUGCUCCCUGGCUGAGGCCCGCCUCCUGCUGGACAACUUCCUCAAGGCGUCCAUUGACAAGGGGCUGCAGGUGGCACAGAAGGAGGCCCAGAUCCGGCUGCUGGAGGGACGGCUGAGGCAGAGCGACAUAGCGGGCUCCUCCCAGAACCACCUGCUCCUGGAUGCCCUGCGCGAGAAGGCCGAGGCACACCCUGAGCUGCAGGCCCUCCUCUACAACGUGCAGCAGGAGAAUGGCUAUGCCAGCACAGAUGAGGAGAUCUCAGAGUUCUCGGAGGGGAGCUUCUCCCAGUCAUUCACCAUGAAAGGCUCCACGAGCCACGAUGAUUUCAAGUUCAAGGGUGAGCCCAAGCUGUCUGCCCAGAUGAAGGCCGUGUCAGCUGAGUGCCUGGGUCCCCCACUGGACAUCUCCACCAAGAACAUCACCAAGUCCCUGGCCUCCCUCGUCGAGAUCAAGGAGGACGGGGCGGGCCUCUCCAUCCGAGACCACUUCUACCGGGACAAGGUCUCACGCACCAUCAGCCUGCCCACCAGAGGGAGCACCUUCCCCCGGCAGUCCCGAGGCACGGAGACAUCCCCUCUGACCCGAAGGAAGUCGUAUGACCGAGGACAGCCCGUUAGGUCCGUGGACGUGGGAUUCACGCCCCCCUCGUCCCCUCCCACGCGGCCCCGCAGUGACCGUAACGUCUUCUCUCGUCUCACCAGCAAUCAGAGCCAGGGCUCAGCACUGGACAAGUCUGAUGACAGCGACUCCUCUUUGUCGGAGGUCCUGAGGGGCAUCAUCACCCCCGUUGGAGGAGCCAAGGGUGCACGGACAGCUCCGCUGCAGUGCGUCUCCAUGGCCGAGGGCCACACCAAGCCCAUCCUCUGCCUGGACGCCACGGACGAGCUGCUCUUCACAGGAUCCAAAGACCGCAGCUGUAAGAUGUGGAACUUGGUUACGGGGCAAGAGAUCGCAGCCCUCAAGGGCCACCCCAACAACGUGGUCUCCGUCAAGUACUGUAGCCACUCGGGACUGGUGUUCUCUGUGUCCACCUCCUACAUCAAGGUGUGGGACGUCCGGGACUCGGCCAAGUGCAUCCGGACGCUCACGUCCUCAGGCCAGGUGACCUCAGGUGACGCCUGUGCCGCCACAUCCACCCGCGCCAUCACCAGCGCUCAGGGAGAGCACCAGAUCAACCAGAUCGCCCUCAGCCCUUCGGGCACCAUGCUGUACGCAGCCUCAGGCAACGCCGUCCGCAUCUGGGAGCUCAGCAGGUUCCAGCCUGUUGGCAAGCUGACCGGCCACAUCGGCCCCGUGAUGUGCCUGACAGUCACCCAGACCGCCAGCCAGCACGACUUGGUGGUGACCGGCUCGAAGGACCACUACGUUAAGAUGUUCAAGCUGGGGGAGUGCGUGACGGGCACCAUCGGCCCCACCCACAACUUCGAGCCCCCCCACUACGAUGGCAUCGAGUGUCUUGCCAUCCAAGGAGACAUCCUGUUCAGUGGCUCCCGGGAUAACGGCAUCAAGAAGUGGGACCUGGAGCAGCAGGAGCUCAUCCAGCAAAUCCCCAAUGCACACAAGGACUGGGUGUGCGCCCUGGCCUUCGUCCCGGGCCGCCCCAUGCUGCUGAGCGCCUGCCGGGCGGGCGUCAUCAAGGUCUGGAACGUGGACAACUUCACGCCCAUCGGGGAGAUCAAGGGCCACGACAGCCCCAUCAACGCCAUCUGCACCAAUGCCAAGCACAUCUUCACUGCCUCCAGCGACCUGACAGUGAAGUUCUGGAGUAUACGGCGGUUACCCAGUGGCCCACCCUGAGCGUGAGGUCAGAGGAUGGCCCCUGGACCCUCGGCCCCUGGCAGCCUGGACAGCACGGAAGGGAAGCCGUGGCCGAUGGGGCCAGCUGCCCUGGGGACAGAGGGUGUGGGCAAUGGGUGUGGCCCCUCCUGCUCUCCUUCCUCCCCCUUGACCUUCCCACAGGGUACUGUCCCCAGUCCCUCCCCUGCCUCGUGGGAAGAGAGCGAGCUUGGGGAGGAAAUUAAGCUGUGAAGCCAAAGGGCAUUUCCCCCUCAUUUCUCUCCCUGCGGCCCCUUGGUCUCCCCACGAUGGCCACCUUUCUCCUGCUGAGUUGGCCAUGCCCUUCCUUGAGCCUUUGGCCUCGGGGUAGGGGCCCUGUGGGGGCGGUGAAGCAGCCCCAGACCUGCCUCUGAGCCCAGAUAGUCCUCAGGUAACCAUGGAGACCAGGUGGAGGCAGCUGGGCCCUGCAGUGACCCUCAGCCCUGUGGCCACCAACAACCAUUCCCAGGUGACCCCGGCAAUCCCUCGGGGUCCCUUUCCUAUGGAGCCCACGGCAGAGCUGCUGGAAAGAUUCCCUCGGGGAGGUGUUCAGAAAUCCUUCAGUUAUUUAUUUUAUUUUUUAUUUUUAUUUUUUGCUGUUGCCUCCUGGAAACUGACUUGAAGUUUCUUCCCAUGUGUUCUUUCCCUCAGCUCUUAGGGGGAGGGGAACCCCAAAGGGGACCCGCUCUGCCAGCCAUCUAGGGCCGCUCCUCGCCUGCUCUGCAGGGGAGGGAAGCGCCCCUUCCCUCUGCAGCUCGGCCUGCCCGCUGUCACCCCGGGUACCAUUCUAGCGCACCCCUGACUCCAGGCUGUGAUGCUCAGUGCCUUCCUCCCCAGGGCCUGGUGCCCGUGCCGGGCAGCCUUACACCAGCCAUGGCCGUGGCGCCACACGUGUCUUCACUCAUAGGGUCUUGUGCCCGCUGCCCCCGGAAGGCGGGGGAGCUCCACCCCAUGGUCUAGCCCAGGGGCCCCAUUCCCAGGGUCCUGGCGGGCCGCGUAGGAAGCAGCUCGGAGGCCUGUGUCCACGAGGCCUCAGCUGGACGGUGAGGACGGCUGGUCCCCUCCCCAGCCCGCUGGAUUUUCACCCUGAGUGGGCAGGGCAUCCCUCCAGCUUCUCUCUCUCUGGCUAUUCAGGAGACACGAUUUUAAGCCUUAAAAGUGGCACGGGCCCCAGGCGCUCCCUCUUAGGAGGUCAGCGGUGAGGAGGGAGCUCACUGAGUGUGUCUUUUCGAGGGGCUGUGGACUCAAUUGCAGGGGUGUUGUGGAAUCCUUGUCCCAGCGCCCCCUCAAUUUACAGGCCAGGGCCUUGCAGGUUGUUGUGCCCCUCCCUCUGCCCAAUCCCACCCGUCCACACUGGUUUUCAGUUGCUGAACUAGUCUUGUGCUUCCUGACCUCAGUCUGGGGGCCAGGACCCCAGCUCCGUUCAGAAGAUGCGGUGACCUCUGGACCUUCCAGAGGCAGCUCUGUGUCUGCCCUGGACACCUCUCCCUGUGGCCCGGGUUGGAGCCUGCUCCAGGUGGCCGUGGUGUGGGCCUGCGCGGCACACAGCACACAGGGCAGAGGAGCCGUCUUAGCUGUGAAAGGGAAGACCCCCGCUGGGGCCCGGGUGUGGCUCUCCCCCCUGCCCGGAGCUGCCCCCGAGGCUAAGUCCUGCUGUGGGGGGCCCCUACUGGACGUGGCUGUGAGGACUGGCCGAGCUGACGAACAGGAAGGGCACACCCUUGUAGGCUGGUCUCCUGGGGCCUGGACAGUCUGUCCAGUCUGAAAGUUCCCCCUCCUCCGACCAUCCAGGGUGCCGGGCCGCUCCUUUCACCACUGAGAAGCGAGCACAGGUCUGUCCCCUCCCCGACCCUCUCCCCACCCAACAGAAAGUUUCAACCUUGCAACCUGUAAGAAAGACUCCGUCUGCAUGACUGUUUACAAUUGUAGAAACACACAGACUGCGCUCCCCCAGGGCCAGGGGCGCCCCAGCCCUGGCUGACUAUCUCGUGCUGCCAGGCCUGUCCCUGCCCGAACUGUGACCUACGGCCUGCGAGAGGUGCUCAGUGUGUCAGCGCCCGUCUCCUGCUGUUCCUGGUGGGUCAGCUACCUCACGGCGGGCUGGCCCUGCUGUCCUGGCGAUUGUGGUUGGCUCUAAACUUGAAGCCCCUCGGGAGCCCUGAGCCGUCCCGAGCUGUGCUCCGGGAUCUUCGGAGUCUGCCCGCUCCUUCAGGGGUGUCCCAGGCACAUAGGGGGCAAGCCCCCAGUCCACUUGUUGCACAAGCGUCAUAAGUGUUGCAAGCACAAAAUGGUUGUGAUUUGAGCACAGGGGCAGGGCUCAUGGCAGGCACCCUGGGCAAACCCGGGCCCAGAAGUCUCCUCCCAGGUCAGCUCUGUCCAUGGUUAGACGAGGAUGCCCACAUCUGGGGAGCUUGCCCUCACUCAGACCAGGGCUUGGCCCAAUUCUGGGACUCGUCAUACUAUUUAUUUUUCUCUGCCCCUCUGAAGAUGUGGGGCUAAGCCACUGCAGGCCAGGCCACGUUGGAAUGCCGUGGGCCCAGGAGUAGUGCCCUCUCUCGACCCCACACCCCAGAUCUUUGGAUGCCUGAGCCCAGGUUGGGUCCCAGCCCUACUGAGCCUGACGAGCAGGGACCCACAUUCCCUGUCUCCUCGGCUGAGCCCCGUGGAUGCUUUGGAAGCUGUCUGGCGAGCUCCCUAGAUGGAGGGUUCUUCCAUCCCCACUGCCCGUGGGCCUCCUCAGUGCAGUCCUGUGCCAGGCUCUGUCCCCAGUAUUAACCAGGGCAAUGUUUGCUUUCAUCUGAGUGACUGACUCCUCCACGGCAGCCCAAAUUCCCCAAGGCAGCAGCUGGAGUUGUCUUUGGAGGCUGCCAAGAUGGAAGGAAAGGCGACGAGUCAGAGACUGGCACACCUAUGCCUUUGAGGUGGUUAAGUGCCACCGUCAGCCCCUCGGGAAGGAACAUCUGUGGAUCUGGGAGUGGUCUCCCUGCCCACCCACCCUCGCCGCAGCCUCAACCUAGAACCUUCCACCCUCGCUUAUGUGGCCCUGCUGCCCGCCUGGGGCGGUGUGGCUUGGGCAGAGGGCAGUUUAAAGCACAAAACCACUGCAAGGAGACUGUGUUGCUGGGACCUUCUCACGCUACCCAACGUGGUGGAGACACAGGCAGGCGGGGCCGCUGUGAAGUCCAAGAUGCUCCGCUCCUGCAUCACGGAGACCGUCCCAACUCUCGGGCAUCCUCUGACACAGCCUGGGCUGGGUGCAGGCACUCCCCCUGGCUUGUCUGCCCUGCCUGUGCCCGCCAUGUUCACCGUCGUGUUUGUGAGAGCCGAGGGUUACCUCCCACACCUGUGGCGUCUGUCCCUUUGCCAUCCCCAACAGGAAACUGCUCACCGCUCCCUUAGCUUGGCACAGCCUCCUGGUCCAGGCUCAGGAGCCAGGGCUUGGCCAGUGCCCCCCACAGGCCUUCCUGGGCCUGGCCCUCCUCUCCUGGCUCCCAGAUCCUUCACUGCCCUCUUAUGUGCAAGGACAGACUCUACAGGUAAAGUUCUGUUUCUUCUAUGUCAUCUUUGUUCUAUCCCUCCUGCCAUCCCCAGCACUCAGAUGAGCCCCCAACCCCCCACCACACCCCAGCCCAGUCCUUUGAACCCAUGUCCCGAGGGCCUUGCAGGGAAGCGAGAACUGCUCAUGAAGAGCCAAGGGUCAGAGAAGACCCCUGAAGUGAAUCAGGGCCCUGCCCUGCCCACCAGCUCUUUUCUAGUGAUCACCUCCUGCCCAGGCUGCAGGGUUCAUCUGGCCCGUACCCUCUGCUGUGUGGCUAGCACAAGGUGUAUAUAUGUUUUGUACCUCUGUGGAUGACUGUACAUAGUGUAUGAAAGUUAUUUAAGCCUCAUGCUGUAGAUUUCUGUUCCUAGACUGGAUGUGUGUGUGUGUUCUAAGAAAUUGUCAUAAAUAAAACCCGAAUGACCAUUGUC
Diceros bicornis minor is the source of this 8973-nucleotide messenger RNA. RefSeq names its product kinesin family member 21B (gene KIF21B). Gene Ontology annotation, molecular function: microtubule motor activity; microtubule binding; ATP binding. NCBI's taxonomy places the organism in Eukaryota, Metazoa, Chordata, Mammalia, Perissodactyla, Rhinocerotidae. The transcript is spliced from 35 exons. The coding region runs from base 112 to 4986 and encodes 1624 amino acids. The record is from RefSeq and is a predicted model, not a curated record. Gene Ontology annotation, biological process: microtubule-based movement; mitotic spindle organization.